Molecule: messenger RNA, 3814 nt
Organism: Periophthalmus magnuspinnatus
Lineage: Eukaryota; Metazoa; Chordata; Actinopteri; Gobiiformes; Gobiidae
Gene: hspa12b
Product: heat shock protein 12B
Exons: 13
Coding region: 1064-3160 (698 amino acids)
Source: RefSeq, a predicted model, not a curated record
AAGAGAGGCCAUUCAGAGAGGUAACAGAGUCAGUAUAAAACCAGAAGCAGAGGAGAACCAAAGGAGAGGCAGAGGAGAGCCAGAGGAGAACCAAAAGAGAGGAGAGACAGAGAUAAGCCAGAGAAGAACCAGAGGAGAGACGGUGGAGAGCCAGAACCAGAGGAAAGCCAUAGGAGUACCAGAGGAGAGACAAAGGAGAACUAGAGCCAGAGGAGAGACAGAGGAGAACCAGAGGAGAACCAGAACCAAAGGAGUGACAGAGGAGAGCCAGCGGAGAGGCAAAAGAGAACCAGAAUCAGUGGAGAGCCAGAGGAAAAAUAGAACCUGAGGAAAGCCAGAGGAGAGCCAGAGGAGAACCAGGAGGGAGACAGAGGAGAACCAUAGCAGGAGGAAAGCCGGAUGACAGCCAGAGAAUAACCAGAGGAGACGCAAAGGAGAACCAGAACCCGAGGAGAGACAGAGGAAAGCUAGAGAAGAACCAGAGGACAGCCAAAGAAAAACCAGAGGAGAACUACAGGAAAAAUACUAGAAGGAGAGCUGAAAGGAAGGAGAGCCAAUGGGGAACCAGAGAAGAACCACAUGAGAACCUGAGAAGAGCCAGAAGAGAACCAGAGGAGAACCAGAGCAGAAGGGAGGCAGUGGAGAGACAGUGGAGACUUAGAUGAGAGCCAGGGAACAACCAGAACCAGAGGAGAGUCAGAAGAGAACCAGAACCAGAGACAAGCCAGAGGAGAAUCAGCAGAGCCAGAGAAGAAUCAGAGAAGAACCAAUACGAGAACCAGAGAAGAGCCAGAAGAGAACUGGAGGAGCUCCAGAGAAGAGCCAAAGGAGAACCAGAGGAGUUGAGAGAGACAGGUUUGGAAAGGAUUCUGUUGGAAGUGAUUCACAGCUGGACAUUUCCUUCUUUCUAACAAGGGAUUUCUGUGAAGACUUCUCCCAUAUCCACUCUCUCUCUCUGCAGAGGAGGAACCAUACACUCUGGACCAUUGCUGCUUAGAUUCAGACAACAGUAAACGUCUUACAGCAGGAUUUGAAGUAGUAGAUUUGAGCUGCUGCAAGGACCAUGGCUGAAGCAGUUCUGGACCCCUCUGAGCUGCACCUUCACAAUGAGCUCCUUUCUAUAACACCACACCUCCAUCAAAUCUGUGAUGACCUCUCGGUGCCCUCCUCUCCUGCCACUGUGCGGAGUGAGUGUGGCAUCACCCCCCUGACGCCCACGCCUUCUCCGAGGGUGAAGAUGCGACCCAAAAUGGCUUCUCUGUUCUCAGUGGUGGUGGCCAUAGACUUUGGAACCACCUCCAGCGGCUACGCUUUCAGCUUUACCCACUCAGAAGCCAUCCAUAUCAUGAACAGGCGCUGGGAGGGCGGGGACCCUGGAGUAGCCAAUCAGAAGAGCCCCACAUGCCUACUGCUGACCCCUGACCUCCGCUUCCACAGUUUUGGCUUCUUGGCACGGGACUUUUACCAUGACCUGGACCCGGAUGAGGCACAGCACUGGCUUUACUUCGACAAGUUCAAGAUGAAGAUCCACAGCACCAGUGACCUCUCCAUGGAGACAGAGCUUGAAGCAGUCAAUGGGCGAAAGGUCCGAGCCAUCGAGGUGUUCGCCCAUGCCCUGCGCUUCUUCAGAGAACACGCCCUAAAGGAGGUGAAGGAGCAGUCUUCAUCGGUGCUGGAGGGAGAGGAGAUCCGCUGGGUCAUCACUGUACCAGCCGUGUGGAGACAACCAGCCAAACAGUUCAUGAGAGAGGCCGCCUACUUGGCAGGGCUAGUGUCUCUGGACUGUCCCGAGCAGCUGCUGAUCGCUCUGGAGCCUGAGGCUGCGUCCAUCUACUGCCGCAAGCUCCGCCUCCACCAGGUGAUUGACUUGAGCACUCAGCCAAUUCCCAAUGGCCUGGGGGCAGAUGAGUCUCAUCCCUUUGACUCCAGCUUCAGACAAGCGCGGGAACAGCUGAGGCGAUCCAGGCACAGCAGGACUUUUGUGGUUGAGAGUGGGACUGGAGAUCUGUGGUCCGAGCUACAAACCGGUGACCGCUAUGUGGUGGCUGAUUGCGGAGGCGGGACCGUAGACCUGACUGUACACCAGAUCGAGCAGCUUCAGGGCACUCUGAAGGAGCUCUACAAGGCAUCAGGAGGUCCAUAUGGGGCAGUGGGGGUGGACAUGGCGUUUGAGUCCAUGCUGUGUCAGAUCUUUGGAGAAGACUUCAUCCAGAGCUUCCGAGCCAAGCGUCCUGCAGCCUGGGUGGACCUGAGCAUCGCCUUUGAGGCCCGCAAACGCACAGCUGCUCCGGGACGCACAAAUGCUCUCAACAUCAAUCUGCCCUUCUCCUUCAUCGAUUACUACAAGAGGCACCGUGGGCACAGUGUGGAGGCUGCACUCAGGAGGACCAGUCUGAACAUGGUGAAGUGGUCAUCCCAGGGCAUGCUACGGCUCACUCAGGAGGCUGUGCAUGAGCUCUUCCAACCUACCAUCCUCAGCAUCGUCAGACACAUUGAGGAACUGAUGAAUCGACCCGAGGUGCAGGGCGUGCGCUUCCUCUUUCUGGUGGGUGGGUUUGCCGAGUCUGCCAUGCUACAGAGGGCCAUCCAGAGGUCUGUGGGGCGUAGCUGUCGCGUCAUCAUCCCGCACGACGUAGGGCUGACCAUCCUGAAGGGGGCGGUGCUAUACGGCCUGGACCCCAGUGUGGUGAGGGUGCGGCGCUGCCCCCUCACCUAUGGGGUGGGGGUGCUCAACCGCUUUGUGGAGGGGCGUCACCCGCGGGACAAGUUGCUGCUGAAGGACGGCCGCGAGUGGUGCACGGACAUCCUGGACCGCUUUGUCUCCGUCGACCAAUCAGUGGCUCUGGGAGAGGUGGUGAGGCGGAGCUACACACCAGCUCGCGCCGACCAACGUAAGAUCAUCAUCAACAUUUACUGCAGCUGCUCAGAUGACGUGGUGUAUGUGACGGACCCUGGGGUAAGGAAGUGUGGCACCAUCACACUGGACCUGCCCCAGCCCCUGCCUUGCCCUGGGACCACAGGGGCCAGUGCAGGGGGCCCGCCACUGCGCAGGGAGAUCAGGGCUUCCAUGCAGUUUGGAGACACAGAGAUCAAGUUGACCGCUGUGGACGUCAUGUCCAACCGUUCAGUGCGGGCGUCUGUGGACUUCCUGUCCAACUGAACAGAGACAUGAAACAGUUCUCACAGGACACACACAAGACACACAGUUCUUCAGAGUGCAGUCCUGGUGAAGAGUAUAGUCCUACAGAAUGCUCAACAUCAGCACUUAGCCCUGAGCACUUCAGCAGGGGACCAGUGAGUGCCCCCAACAGCUGAACUGUCCUUAGGCAAUGGACAGACUGUACAAAAUGCUAAACACACCGUGCAUACUCCAUCCUCUGCUUUGUGACUAUAUCAAUUCCUCUUUGGUCGUCCUCUAGGGCCUAAGCCUCCUGUUUCCCAGCAGGUCUAUCCUUCUGCACAUAUGAAUCACAUUUCAAAAUAAUAAUCUCCCACUUACUCAAAUGUAUAUUUUCAAUUAGUUUUCAACUUUCUAAUUGCCAGGACAUAUCCUGGACCUGGAAAGACUUGUGUAACGGAGAUUCUUAGGGUUUAUCUGAAACUCAGGCAGACUUGCUUGCUUGGGCAGCUGCAGUAAAUGGCUGGCCUGGCCACAAGACUGAAUUUUAUACACCACCUAAGGGUCAUAUGCUGAACUGCAAAUUAAACUUUAAAAUGCUGGUAACCGUCAGUGUCUUCUUAAUAUGAUGUAAUACUGUAAUACUUAUAUUUCAUAUAUAAAUCCUAUUUACUGUGAGAACAUAAUAAAGAUUCU